AGAGAGAAACUCUGCUUUUUUUUUGUCUCACUUUUCUUCUUCGUUUGGUGCGUUUGCUCGCUUCCCAAUCACAGUCAACCACUCUGCGUACGAAUCCGAUCACGGGAGAGAAUAAUCAAAGCCGCUUCGCUUCUCUCGAUUCGUUCGUUUCCUUGCUCGCGGAGCGUCGCUCUCCGGGAAGAUCUAGACUCCAGGGAGAACCCUGGGUUUUGGUGGGCGGUAAUCGGACAUGGAGAGGAAAGUGGUGGCCGUCUGUGUCGCCGUUGGCCUCCUAGGUUUCCUCUCCGCCGCGCUCGCCUUCGCCGCCGAAGCCACGAGGAUUAAGGCUUCCGAUGUAGAACAAACUAGACAAUUUAGAUGCACAUAUCCUAAAAGCCCAGCCUUGGCGCUAGGGCUACUAUCAGCAUUUGCUCUUAUAGUGGCUCAGGUGAUAAUCAACACCGUAGCUGGAUGUAUCUGCUGCACAAAACAUCCUCGUCCAUCGGGCAACAACUGGAUGGUAGCAUUGAUAUGCUUUAUUACUUCUUGGGUUUCUUUUGUACUAGCUUUCCUUCUGCUGCUGACUGGUGUUGCCUUAAACGAUCGAAGGACUCUAGAAAGGAGGUAUUUUGAUAACGAUGAAUGCUACGUUGUUAAGCCUGGAGUAUUCGCAGGAGGGGCAGUGUCAUCGUUCACAAGUGUCGCCCUAGCUAUAGUUUACUAUGUCGCUCUCUCAUCAAAGAAUGCACAAACCGGGAGCUCUCGGCAGAACCAGGGCAUUGUGAUGGGGUAUCCACAGGUUGCACCCACCCAGGCAACUCCUGUUUUUGUGCAUGAGGAUACCUACAACAGGCAGCAAUUUCCCUGAGAACACUAAAUCUGCUAUCAAUCAUGGAUUAUACACUCAUCGUCGGCGGUCAGUCGGUCGAUACGCCAUUCGAUUAAGCUUAGUCUUUGGCCAAAAUUAAAUACUUACAACUAGCUUGUUGUAUUUCACCAUAUUUGGUAGUGUUACUAUGUUAUAUAUUCAAUUAUGCUUGGUCUGUAUCUAUAUUGGUUAA
Zingiber officinale is the source of this 1040-nucleotide messenger RNA. Its product is annotated as protein MODIFYING WALL LIGNIN-1-like. Bases 230 to 847 code for a protein of 205 amino acids. The transcript is spliced from 3 exons. NCBI's taxonomy places the organism in Eukaryota, Viridiplantae, Streptophyta, Magnoliopsida, Zingiberales, Zingiberaceae. The record is from RefSeq and is a predicted model, not a curated record.